AUGAACGAUAUUGUGGAAAACCCUUUACGACUUAGGUCUCUAAACUAUGUCUCAUUUGUUUGUAGGUCACUUGAGAAGUCCCUCAAUUUCUACCAAAAUGUUCUUGGUUUUGUUCGUAUAAAGAGGCCUGGUUCUUUUGACUUCACUGGGGCAUGCGUGGUAUCCCUAGGAAUUGGGAUUCAUUUGUUACAGUCAGAUCGUCCAAAAAACAUGCCUAGGAAAAAAGAGAUUAAUCCGAAGGAUAAUCAUAUCUCUUUCCACUGUGAGUGCAUGUUGUCAUUGGAGAAGAAACUGAAUGAACUGGGGAUUAAGUACGUACGAGCAGUGGUGCAAGAAGGAGGGAUUGAAGUGCACCAGUUGUUCUUCCAUGAUCCAGAUGGGCUCAUGAUUGAAAUGUGUGAUUGUAAUAAUCUUCCUGUGGUUCCUCUGGUUGGAGACUGUUUAGUGGCCAAAAAUCGUCCUUGGCCCAAUAGGGAAAUGGACAAUAGCGAAGACGGACCAGGCCCAGUCCUGCAAAGGCCCACCAGGUUCGGAAUACCAAAGAAAAUUGUCACCGAUAAUGGGUCCCAGUUCAUUAGUUCAGCUUCAGGGAUUUCUGUGACAUUGGGGAAUAAAGUUAAGCUUCUCAACACCCCGCACCCCCAGUCUAACGGCCAGGCCGGUCGUAAACAAAACAAUCAUGACACUGAAAAAGCGAUUACAGAAAGCUAA
This is a messenger RNA of Pistacia vera, 711 nucleotides long. RefSeq lists its product as uncharacterized. Gene Ontology annotation, molecular function: nucleic acid binding. NCBI's taxonomy places the organism in Eukaryota, Viridiplantae, Streptophyta, Magnoliopsida, Sapindales, Anacardiaceae. The record is from RefSeq and is a predicted model, not a curated record. Bases 1 to 711 code for a protein of 236 amino acids. The transcript is spliced from 4 exons.